Messenger RNA from Nannospalax galili (Upper Galilee mountains blind mole rat), 4835 nucleotides. It is a transcript of the gene Nfatc1, whose product is annotated as nuclear factor of activated T cells 1. The transcript has 10 exons. The record is from RefSeq and is a predicted model, not a curated record. Gene Ontology annotation, cellular component: transcription regulator complex. Bases 364 to 3195 code for a protein of 943 amino acids. Gene Ontology annotation, biological process: calcineurin-NFAT signaling cascade; cytokine production; regulation of transcription by RNA polymerase II. NCBI's taxonomy places the organism in Eukaryota, Metazoa, Chordata, Mammalia, Rodentia, Spalacidae. Gene Ontology annotation, molecular function: transcription factor binding; DNA-binding transcription factor activity, RNA polymerase II-specific; RNA polymerase II cis-regulatory region sequence-specific DNA binding.
GGGAGGCCAGGGAGGUGUUUUCCAGCUUUAAAAAGGCUGGAAGGCUGAGCGCGGCCCUGCGUCAGAGUGUGACCGACAGGCUCGGAACUGGGCGGCAGAGUCGCUGUGCUAAUCCGAUCCGCCCGGCGCAGGCUCCCAGGAGCUGCGCACACCUCCGACCCCAGGGCGAGUCCCGGGCCGCAACCCGGCCUGCCACGCGCGCACCCCCCUAUGCCACCUCCCCGCGGCGCGCGGCGCUGAGCCCGGCCCCGCGCGUGUCGGCGAGGGAGAGGUCCGACUCCAGAGCCCGGCCCGGGCUGCUCGGCUCGCCAGCUCCUGCUCCUCCUGCUGCUGCGCGCCGCCACCGCCGCCACCGCCGCGUGGAUGCCAAGUACCAGCUUUCCAGUCCCUUCCAAGUUUCCACUCGGCCCUCCGGCCGCAGUCUGCGGGAGCGGAGAAACUUUGCGGCCCGCGCCGCCCGCCGGCGGCACCAUGAAGGCUGCGGAGGAAGAACACUACAAUUAUGCAUCCCCCAGCAUCAGCUCAGCUCUGCCCCUUCCCACAGCACAUGCUUCCUUACCAGCACCGUGCCAUGACCUCCAGACGUCCACUCCAGGCAUCUCAGCUGUUCCUUCAGCAAAUCACCCUCCAAGUUAUGGCAGGGCUGUGGACAGUGGGCCCUCAGGGUACUUUCUGUCAUCUGGCAACACUCGGCCCAAUGGGGCCCCAGCUCUGGAAAGCCCUCGAAUAGAGAUUACCUCUUACCUGGGCCUGCACCACAGCAGCAGCCAGUUUUUCCAUGAUGUGGAGGUGGAAGACGUGCUUCCUAGUUGCAAGCGGUCACCAUCCACAGCUACCUUGCACCUGCCCAGCCUGGAGGCCUACAGAGACCCCUCCUGCCUGAGCCCAGCCAGCAGCCUAUCCUCCAGGAGCUGCAAUUCCGAGGCCUCCUCUUACGAGUCUAAUUAUUCAUACCCAUAUGCAUCCCCCCAGACUUCCCCAUGGCAGUCACCCUGUGUGUCCCCCAAGACCACGGACCCAGAGGAGGGCUUUCCCCGAGGCCUGGGUGCCUGCCACCUGCUGGGCUCCCCAAGGCACUCCCCAUCCACCUCUCCCCGUGCGAGUGUCACAGAGGAGAGCUGGCUGGGGGCCCGCAGCUCCCGGCCCACAUCCCCCUGCAACAAGCGCAAGUACAGCCUCAAUGGGAGGCAGACCUCCUGCUCACCCCAUCACUCACCGACACCAUCCCCCCACGGCUCCCCUCGGGUCAGUGUAACCGAAGACACCUGGCUUGGCAACACCACCCAGUACACCAGCUCAGCCAUCGUGGCAGCCAUCAAUGCCCUGACCACCGACAGCAGCCUGGACCUGAGUGACGGUGUCCCCAUCAAGUCUCGAAAGACAGCUCUGGAGCAUGUACCCUCAGUGGCCCUCAAGGUGGAACCAGCUGGGGAGGACCUGGGCACCACUCCACCCACCUCUGACUUCCCACCCGAAGAGUUCACCUUCCAGCACCUUCGGAAAGGUGCCUUUUGUGAGCAGUACCUGUCAGUGCCGCAGGCCCCUUACCAAUGGGCAAAGCCCAAGACGCUAUCUCCUACAUCAUACAUGAGCCCAUCUUUACCUGCCCUCGACUGGCAGCUGCCAUCUCACUCUGGUCCCUAUGAACUGCGGAUUGAGGUACAGCCCAAGUCCCAUCACAGAGCUCACUAUGAGACAGAAGGCAGCCGGGGGGCCGUGAAAGCAUCAGCUGGAGGACACCCCAUUGUGCAGCUACAUGGUUACUUGGAAAAUGAACCGCUCACGCUACAGCUGUUCAUUGGGACAGCAGAUGACCGCCUGCUACGGCCCCAUGCCUUCUACCAGGUCCACAGGAUCACGGGGAAGACCGUCUCUACCACCAGCCAUGAGGCCAUCCUGUCCAACACCAAAGUCCUGGAGAUCCCACUGCUCCCAGAAAAUAACAUGCGAGCCAUCAUUGACUGUGCUGGGAUCCUGAAGCUCAGAAAUUCAGACAUCGAGCUGCGGAAAGGGGAAACAGACAUCGGGAGGAAGAACACCAGAGUGCGGCUGGUAUUCCGGGUCCACAUCCCACAACCCAAUGGCCGAACACUGUCUCUCCAGGUUGCCUCAAACCCUAUCGAAUGCUCCCAGCGGUCGGCCCAGGAGCUGCCCCUUGUGGAGAAGCAGAGCACCGACAGCUACCCAGUCAUUGGUGGAAAGAAGAUGGUCCUAUCUGGCCAUAACUUUCUGCAAGACUCUAAGGUCGUUUUCGUGGAGAAGGCUCCAGAUGGCCACCACGUCUGGGAGAUGGAAGCAAAAACUGACCGAGACCUGUGCAAGCCAAAUUCCCUGGUGGUUGAAAUACCACCUUUCCGAAACCAGAGAAUAACCAGCCCUGUCCAAGUCAGUUUCUAUGUCUGCAACGGGAAGCGGAAGAGAAGCCAGUACCAGCAUUUCACCUACCUUCCUGCCAAUGUUCCAAUUAUAAAGACAGAACCCACGGAUGACUUUGAGCCAGCCCUGACCUGUGGACCAAUGAGCCAGGGACUUAGUUCUUUCCCGAGGCCCUACUAUAGCCAACAGCUCACUAUGCCUCCGGACCCCAGCUCCUGCCUCGUGGCUGGCUUUUCUCCAUGCUCACAGAGGAGUACACUGAUGUCCACAUCUCCCAACACGAGUCCAAAGCUCCAGGACCUCUCCUCUGCUGCCUACACCAAGGGCCUCACCAGCCCAGGCCAUAGUGGUCACCUUGGACUUCAGCCACCGGCUGCGGAGGCCCCCGCCAUGCAGGAAGUGCCGAGACCCAUGGCCAUGCAGCCCAGCUCACCGGAGCAGCCCCCGCCAGCCCUGCUGCAGCCGCAGGUGAGUCCACAUCUGAGCAGUAGCUGUUCCCUUGGUUGCCAACAAGCGCUCUGUCCCAACAGCCCCUCUUCUCCACUUCCAUCCGCUGCCCACGAACCAACCUGCUUGCAGUCCUCAGCCCACUCUCCCACCAUGGGCCACCAGCAGCACCAACUGCAGAAGGUUCAAAGAAAUGAGUCUCCAGCCGCCGGGCCACUGUCACUGCCAGAGGUGCGUGAGAACAGUGAUCAUAAUUUGGCCCCUAUUCCUGUAGCGAUCAAGCGAGAGCCUGAAGAGUUGGACCAGUUAUACCUGGACGAUGUAAAUGAAAUCAUACGCAAUGACCUCUCCAGCGCAAACCCCCACUCCUAAAUCGGCACAUUGGAGCUGGCAGAAGCUGUGUAGAGUGGGCUCAGCGCAGUCAACUGGGCUUCAGCAAGGGAGACUUUUGACGAAAUAAACUGAAUCCACAUCUGGUACCACUCAGACCUUCCAACUUACUGGAUGCUAGGAGCUGAAGACUUACACCUUAUGUACAAAGUAGCACCUCUCUAACAAGGAGGGAGGGGGAAGAGAGGGAAGCCACCACAUCUUCUGUAAGAAAAGCCAUCUCAAGGAAGGAGAAGGGCUGACCAGUGAGGCCAGGUACAGAUGCUGGCUCUUGAAAGAAGGACCUGUGUGGCAGGCUGACCCCAAGCCUAAUCCUCCUGCCCACUGGAUUACAAAACUGGAAGUGCCUUAUUUAAUCAGACCACCACACCAGGGCAUUGUGGAAGUGAGCUUUGAAUUUGCUACCAUGAGAGUAUUUGUAGGAGCCAAAGCUAUUAAAAAUACUUUGUUAUCCUUUGUAUAAAUUGAUAAGAAUUCUGGCAAGCUUCUAGGGCUUCCUACUUAUUUCCAACUUUCCUGGCUAUCCUACACAAUUUUGCUGCCUUAUCCAGUGAGUUUUAGAGGUCUUCCAAUCUGUCAUCUUGGCUCUUUCAUGAUCAACUCCCUCUUCUGUGUGACUAAAACCCUAAGUUUGUUAAUACUAGCAUGUUGGAAUUUUUGUUUUUAAUCUGGCUUCAAACAUAGCACAAGGAAGUUGAACAGCACAAAACAGAGUCCUGGACAAAACAAAACCUGCCUGCCACAGGACAGACCUUGUGUUUGCAUGCAUGUACAUACAAGCAUAUAUUUAUGUAUUGAUAUUCAAUGGCGGCGAUGGUAAUGACCAGUCUGUGCCCAGCAGGGGCUUCCACUUAGCAAUAACCAGUGUCCACUCUGAGAAUUCACCUGAGUCCAGACCUGAUUUUCCAGCACCUUCCAUCAGGGUCUGUCACCCCUGGACAAGCAGGCGGCAUUUUCUUAUCUCAUGUAGUUGCAGAGCACUUUAGAAUGCUGUAGAGUUGCACUUAAAAGCCUGUAGGCUGCCAAAUGGCAAAAUCAGAUAGUAGGUGGAAAUAACCAUUACAAAAAGAGUGUAAUAUAUUUGUUCAAUUGUAAGAUUAUUAUUUCACAGAAGCCUUAUAGCUCUCUGCUUCAUCUAAGAAAACAAUUACCAAAAACAACGUUUCCAUAUGCAGUCUGUGGAUAGUAUUUUCAGAUUAGUUGCCGUUAACAGAUAGGCUGGUGUCAGCUUUACUGCUAUGUUUUGUACAAUUAGCUGCUUAUUACAGUUACUAGCAGUGACCUAUUAUUUCAUAUAACCAAAAAAGCAUGGUUUAAUUAAAACAUGUUUAAUGACUGUGCCUUAGGAGUUGAUGCCCCCUUAUGGAACUUGCCUGAAUUGCACCUGUGGGUAGAGGUAAGUUAGUCAGAGUCAUGACAGGAAAAGCUCUCUCACAGGAAGAUGCGUCUUUAAAAUGUUCAUCUGUUACGACUACAUCUUUCUCUAACUCACAGAAGGAAACAAAUGUCUGAAAGCCAUAUUGAACGUUUGCACACGACUGUGAAGAGCUGACGUGCACCGCCUUGUACAUAGGUAGUUCCUGGCCGCCUGUAGGCUGCCUCUUGCCUGCAUAUAGUAUGUA